Messenger RNA from Psammomys obesus (fat sand rat), 955 nucleotides. RefSeq names its product 40S ribosomal protein S4, X isoform-like. The transcript has a single exon. Gene Ontology annotation, cellular component: ribosome; cytosolic small ribosomal subunit. The record is from RefSeq and is a predicted model, not a curated record. The coding region runs from base 83 to 871 and encodes 262 amino acids. Lineage: Eukaryota; Metazoa; Chordata; Mammalia; Rodentia; Muridae. Gene Ontology annotation, biological process: translation. Gene Ontology annotation, molecular function: RNA binding; structural constituent of ribosome.
CUCUCCAGCCGCGCGCGCACGCCCCCGGCCUCACUCGGUCGUGCUGCGGGAAGGGGACGGGCCUGCUGCCGCCUGCUUCGCCAUGGCUCGCGGUCCCAAGAAGCACCUGAAGCGUGUGGCCGCUCCGCGCCACUGGAUGCUGGACAAGCUGACCGGCGUGUUCGCGCCCCGCCCGUCCGCCGGGCCGCACCGCCUGCGCGAGUGCCUGCCGCUCGCCAUCUUCCUGCGGAACAGACUCAAGUACGCCCUGACGGGCGACGAGGUGAAGAAGAUCUGCAUGCAGCGCCUCAUCAAGGUGGACGGCAAGGUCAGAACCGACGUGGCCUACCCGGCGGGCUUCAUGGAUGUCAUCAGCAUCGACAAGAGCGGCGAGAACUUCCGCCUGGUCUACGACACCAAGGGCCGCUUCGCGGUGCACCGCAUCACGCCGGAGGAGGCCAAGUACAAGCUGUGCAAGGUGCGCCAGGUGUUCGUGGGCACCAAGGGCAUCCCGCACCUCGUGACGCACGACGCCCGGACCAUCCGCUACCCGGACCCGCUCAUCAAGGUCAACGACACCGUACAGAUCUCGCUGGCCACCGGCAAGAUCACCGACACCAUCAAGUUCGACACCGGCAACCUGUGCAUGGUGACGGGAGGCGCCAACCUGGGGCGCGUCGGCGUCAUCACCAACCGCGAGCGCCACCCCGGCUCCUUCGAUGUGGUGCACGUGAAAGAUGCCAAUGGCAACGGUUUCGCCACGCGCCUCGCCAACAUCUUCGUGAUCGGCAAAGGCAACAAGCCGUGGAUCUCCCUGCCCCGGGGGAAAGGCAUCCGGCUCACCAUCGCCGAGGAGAGAGACAAGAGGCUGGCGGCCAAGCAGAGCGCGUGAAGGGACCCUGAGGGACGCUGGGGGCCUUUGUUUGUUUACACUUCAAGUAGAGCAGUAUGUUGAAUUAAAAGGAAGCACGCUUCA